Molecule: messenger RNA, 1988 nt
Organism: Pimephales promelas (fathead minnow)
Lineage: Eukaryota; Metazoa; Chordata; Actinopteri; Cypriniformes; Leuciscidae
Source: RefSeq, a predicted model, not a curated record
AAGCUGCCAGAAAACAUUGCAUUCUGCAGUGACAAUCUAAGCCCAGACAUGAUCCACACUGGAUACAUAACCGAACAUGGAUUACGUUACUGUUUCACAGUCUGACAUCAUCGUUUGAUCUGAACGGGUGGGGUAGAAAAUCAGGAACGGACUAUGCUGACGUCACCAGGAAACUAGAAAAAAUAUAAAGGUGAGGACCAAAGCGAAGGCAAAAGAAGGAAGAAAAGAAUGAGACAGGUGUAUCAGCAGGACCUCCAUUCAGAAACGUUCAUUUAGUCAUUUGGGGACAGAAUAUGGCUAGUGCUUUGCAAUAUUUUGUUCUGGUCCUAAUUCUUGGCAUUCAGAUACAUGAGUGCACGGUGGUAUUCCAAAAUGAAAACUGCAUCAAAGAGGGACCUUGUUUUGAUCUGAACUUGUUGGCGAAUAUAGCCGUGCAUGUCAGCAAAGAUGUGGUAGCUGCAGAUGGUGAGAAGAUCCUCCUGAGGCACAAUUCCUUUGACAAAAUACGGAGAAAGAAAAAUCUUCACAGCUGUAUCCUGCAGAAAAUCAUCGACCUAUUUCAAAAGGUUCUCAUUGAGACAGAGAAGACGUCUGUCCCUCACAAAGACAUGAACUACCAUCGUGAGCUUAUACACAUUUUGGAUCAACUCAGAAACUGUGUUUAUAAGAUAAAAUGUACUAAGCUAGAUGAAAAGGCUGCAACUUCCUCCAUAAAUAUUCCGGAGAAAGAAAUGAAACCAAAACAGCUUGCUAUAUUACAGCUCCAAAAACUGAAGAAUGCCAAUGAGAGUCUCAGUGAUGUGCAUAUCCAGCAGAGCGUCAUGGAUGAGCUAAAAACCCUCCAUUCCUACAUGCGAGGAAAAGGCUUCCGGAAAAAUACGAUUGACUAUGGAGAGGAAUAGCGUUCCAUGCAGCCAACAAUGUGUUAUGUAACAUCUCUGCCCGAUCACUUUAAGACGUGACAGUUUAAGAAGGGACAGAAUAACAAGCUAUCACUUCGAAAUUAGACCACAUUUUCUUUACCUUUUGUUUUUAAUAUGGAAUUUUUGUUGUUUAUGCUUUUAGUGCAAAUACCUUUUUUGCUUCAUUUUAAGUAAUGAGUAUUUAAACAGUAUAUGCAUAUUGCUUACGUACUUUCGGUGAAAGAUUGAGUGUACUGCAAUAAACGCAGGUGUGAAAAUAGACCAAGUAUAUAUAUUUUUGUUAAUGAAAACACAAGACAAAUGUUUUCCUUGUAUUUUUAUUCAUUUGUCUGCCUUUCUGUCUGUCUAUUUUCCUUCUUUCUUUCAACUACAAGCUCUAACAGAACUGCUUGUCUCCUGUGCAUUUGACACUCACGCUCCUGCGACUGAUGGCAUGCAUGCACAAAACUCAUGCAAGUUAGAAGCAAACCAUGUAUGUGACACUCAUUAUUACUUAGUGAUGGUGAGAUAGUGGUUCUUUAACACAAUGCUAAACCCAUAACCCAUCUCUAAUGUAAUCUAUGACAUGCUAAUUUUGUGUAAUUUUUUUUUUUUGAGAGAGAGAAUGAGGGCAUUUCAUGCAACCCUUUUCAUGCUGGCAUCUGCCUAAUUUUUUCUCAUUUGCUUUGGCACAUUUUUCUAAACAUUCUUAACAUUCUCUAAACUGUAGCUUAAUUAUCACAACUGUUUGCUUGAACUCUAUUGUAAGUCUGCAAAAUGUAUUUACUCACCCGAAACACUUAAUUCAUGCUUCAAAACCUAUUGUGUCAGUAAAUUGGCCAAUGCCACCAACAUAAAAAGUGUUUUUGUCUUUGUGUAAGCCACACUGGUUGAAAUGUUUAGAUGUUUUGGUAGCACAUUAUUUUACAGUCAUGUUCCCUAUGCAUAUUAUAGCAAUUACAAUAACUUGGUAAUAACUAGGUACUAACUCUAAACUUACCCCUAAACCUUUAUGUUAACUACUAUAUGUACACUGUAAGUACACAUACUGUAAAAAAGUGCAACUGAUGGAAAUAUUUUUAUAUA